GCGUGUCCGGAACCCCUCCAGCCUCACCGAUCAGUUAAAGGUCUUAGGAGCAAACCUGGGAUUUCCGGGGAAGAAGGAAUUCUGCCUCAAGGCUGUGGCAAAGGGUGUGUGUGUGUGUGUGUGUCUGUGUGUGUCUGUGUGUCUGUGUGUCUGUGUGGGUUAGGGGGCUUGAAUCCUAUUGGCUCUGUGUCUCUGGAGAAUUCAGACUGAUGCACAGACCCAUCUUGGAGACCUGCCCACCAUCUCCCACUUUCCUGCAUAUCUUUCUCAGUCCUGUUUCCCUUCUUUGCAGAAAAAGGCAGUGCAGCUGGUGCCUUCGAAGGACGGAUGUUCCGGAAAACUGGCAAACUCGUGUCACUGAGCAGAACCUGCUGGACUGCUUUUUGUCUCAAGGCAACGAGGGCUGCCAUGGUGGCCUGAUGGAUUAUGCCUUCCAGCAUGUUCGGAACAACGGAGGCCUGGACUCAGAGGAAUCUGAUCCAUAUUGUGCACAGGACGGAUCCUGCGAAUACAUGCCCGACUCUUCUGCUGCCAACGUCACUGGCCUCGUGAACAUCCCUCAGCAGGUGGCGUCCCUUCUGGUGGCCGUGGCAGCUGUGGGGCCCGUCUCUGCUGCUGUCCGCGCAAGCCUGGAUCCCUUCCGGUUCUAUAAAGAAGGCAUUUAUUAUGAUCCAAACUGCAGCAGUGAAGACCUGGAUCACGGUACUCUGGUGGUUGGCUAUGACUCUCAAGGAGAAGAACCCGAGAACCAAAAAUACUGGAAUGUCAAGAACAGGUAUAAAAGCCAAGAAUACUUAUCUUGGAAAUCGCAAAGGAUUUGGAAUCAGUGUUUGGAGACAAGUCGCCCAACCCUUGAGCACACUUCUGAAAUCCCAGAAGUGUUUACCCCACUUGGUUGGAGCACAGACACGUUCACGUGGUGACCACAGUAAGCUGGGGCACGGACCGGGGCACGCAGGGCUACAUGCUGUUGGCCAAGGACCGGGACAACCAGUGUGGAAUCGCCACCAUGGCCCGCUUUCCUGUCGUGUGAGCUGAGGAUGCAAAGAAGGCCUUGAUUGGGGACAGAAUGUCUGGAAAACGAAUUUUAUUUUAAAGCUGACCACACCUUACUGUGUGGCUGAAACACUUGAAUCACUGAAGAUCGCACUUAUGAUUUGAUUCCGUGACUUUCACACUGGAGACAUCGCUACCUCCUUACUCCCUGCUCUAAUCAGCGUUGUGUGAGUCACCUGCUUCAUGACUUCUGAAUUUUCAUGCUUUCAAAGGUUGCAGAAAGUUUCACCUUUUAAAAUAUGGGGCGCCUGUGUGGCUCAGUCAGUUAAGCAUCUGCCUUUGGCUCAGGUCACGAUCUCUGGGUCUUGGGAUUGAG
Zalophus californianus (California sea lion) is the source of this 1372-nucleotide messenger RNA. RefSeq names its product cathepsin L1-like. Gene Ontology annotation, cellular component: lysosome. Gene Ontology annotation, biological process: immune response. The coding region runs from base 210 to 923 and encodes 237 amino acids. The record is from RefSeq and is a predicted model, not a curated record. Gene Ontology annotation, molecular function: cysteine-type endopeptidase activity. NCBI's taxonomy places the organism in Eukaryota, Metazoa, Chordata, Mammalia, Carnivora, Otariidae. The transcript has 5 exons.